CCAUGGUCCAUGAAAUCUGAUGACAGUGAUGAUGAUUUGAUCAUCAUGAAUCGAUCAUAAAAGAUAAUCUGUUAAUAUUAUAAUAUUAAUAAUAAUGAUAACUCGUCAUCAUGAUCAUACGACCAAAUACUGUUGAAUACCUAGAUCUAUACUUCAACGAUAAUAAUAAUUAUUAUUAUAUUAAUGAAAAAUCCAAAUGUCUAAAUCUCCUUACCAUAAAAAGUCGGUUAUUUUAAAAUAAAAUUGAUUUAAAAUGUACAUUUUUGUAAUGAUAGCUUAAGCUGAGGCUAAAAACUAAGCUCUUGAAUUUGAAUGAAGUAGCUCUAGUGACUCUAGUCCAGUGAUGGUCAAACUUUUUUUAGAAGCAGACCAAAAACUCAGAGGAAAAAAAUUGUCAGGUAUUAACUCUCACUGAAAGAAAAUAAUUUGAGACUCUAAAAAGAAAAGCAGUUGUUUUUUAUUUUGUAUCAACUCACUUGACUUAAGCAACUUAUUCUUGAUGUUAAUUGUCUGGAAAUGCCAGAGAUAGAUAAGACAAAGAGAAUAGGGCGAUGGUACUUUGGAGGGGUUGCCAGCGCCAUGGCUGCCUGCUGCACCCAUCCACUCGACCUUUUAAAAGUCCACUUACAGACCCAGCAAGGGGGGAAAGUAAGCUUAGCACAAAUGGCAGUCAAAGUUGUCAAGAAUGAUGGCAUUAUGGGCUUAUAUAAUGGUAUAUCAGCAUCAUUGUUACGACAGAUGACAUAUUCAUUGACAAGAUUUGCAAUUUAUGAAACCGUAAAAAAAGAGUUAACUAAAGAUGGACGAAACAUGCCCUUUUAUGAAAAAGUUGGUCUUGCAUCUAUAGCUGGUGCCUCUGGAGGAUUUGUUGGAACACCUGCUGACUUAGUGAAUGUUAGAAUGCAAAAUGAUGUCAAAUUACCUGCGGCAGAAAGAAGAAACUAUAAACAUGCAAUAGACGGUUUAUAUCAAGUUGUCAGCAAAGAGGGUACUUUUAAGGCCUUCAAUGGAGCCACGAUGGCCUGCAGUCGAGCAGUGUUUGUAACAGUUGGGCAACUUGCUUGCUAUGACCAGCUCAAAAAUCUGCUGCUUAAAACUGGUUUCUUUGAAGACAAUUUGUAUUUGCAUUUAACUUCAAGCACUUUAGCUGGUACUAUUGCAACAUUCUUGACCCAGCCUCUUGAUGUUAUGAAAACAAGAAUGAUGAAUGCUCCCACAGGAUAUUAUAAGAGUAUAAUGUCUUGUGCCAUAGACAUAGGUAAAAAUGGACCUUUUGGAUUUUUUAAGGGAUUUGUUCCAGCUUUUGUGAGACUGGGACCACACACUGUGCUAACUUUUGUAUUCUUUGAACAGAUUCGACUUAACUUAGGAGAUGAUCCCAAACCACAGUGAAUUUAUAAUUUAUUUUAUUAAAUUGGGCUGUGCUUAUUUUCUUGUUUAAUCUACCUACAGGUAGGCAUACAUUAAUUUCCAAAAUCAGUCAGUUUCAACUGAGUUGCUCAAUCCAUACAAGAAUUGUGUGUGAUGUCUUUCCAUUAGUGGUAAAGCUCUGAAUCUCUUGUAACUAACAUUACUUACAUAAAAAGAGUUAAAGUUGUGUUAAGUCAAAGUUAUCUUUGACAUUUAAAAUUUGAAGUGCUUUUUUUUUUCAAUUAUUUUUUUAAUGUGCUGAUAACUAAUUUUAUGAAAAAGUGAAAAUAUUUACAGUAUUCAUUAUUUUCUUAUCUUUCAUUUUGUAUCAGGUUAUCUUUUUUUUUUUAAUUAUUUUCAACGAUCUAUUAAUUCAUUAACCAAUUAGGAAAAACAUUAUUUUAUAACCUCUUUAACUGACAUAAAACAAAUAUUUUCUUGAAUUAUCUCUCAAUAGUUAUUAAUUACAUUGCAAAUGAUUGAAUUUUGAUAUUAUCACAAAAAUAAAGUAAGGAUUAGAUCUUCCUGUUCAUUAUACUAACUGUAUAUUUUUAUGUAUGUACCGGUAUAUUAUUUAUAUACAUAUAUAAAUAGUUUAUAUAAAUUUUAAGUGCUUUUUAUGACAUACAAAGUAUUAUGACUAAUCUUCCACAGUAUUUGAUGCUUUUAUUAACAUGUAAUCACUGGAUUAAUUUUUUUUUACAAUAGUUACAUUCUCAGUAGCUUAUUUUACGUUAACUGAUAAUACUAAAUGCAUCAUAAUUGAUGUCGAAAUGGUUGGCUUAUGUUGUAUGUUGUGACAUAGUCAGUUACCUGUUAGAUCUUUUUGUGUCACUAGUAUAAAGAUAAUCACUCAAUUCUUGUUAUAUUUGUUUAUUUAUUUAUUUUUUGCAAAGUUGUUAUAUAUCCAUUCUCUUAGUCUAGUGGUUCUUAAUCUUUUUUGACCCAAAAAACCCUUUAUACAGUCAAAAUUUGCCCAUGGAUCCCCUAAGUGAUAAUAAUAAUACAUAAAUGCAUAGUAUAUAAAUUACAAAUGUAAAGAUAAAAUUUUGUUGAAAGAGUGUUUAUUGAAUUUACAGAAUAAGAAGAUGGGAAACUUGUCUAAAACUUUUUUUUACGAUAUCCCAUAAUGCAGGAUAUAAAAUUGGAAUCUAUUUUUGAUACCAUAAAUUUGAAGUAUCAUUGUUCAAACAUUGGUUUUAAGUUUCUUGGGGUUUUGUUUUUUUUGUUUUUGCUAUUUCAAUAAGCUAUGCUCAAAAAGGCAAAAUACCAAGUAAGGAAUAUCCAAGUGAAUAAUGUCUUCAAAUUUUUUAUUUAGGUCAUCAUAGAAUAGUUUGUGAGUAGUAGCAGAAUAGAAUAGUAGUGAGAGGCGAGUUGAUUAUUUUAGCAAAGAAAUUAUCAAAAUUGUAUACAAUUUUCAUCUUUCUUGGGAUCCUCUAUGAUUGCCUGAAGGUCCCCUGACCACAGAUUGAGAACCACUGUCUUAAUCAAUACCAGUCAUAGCACUUUUGUUCAUGUAGUGCAAUUAAAAUCUUAAACAACAAACUCAUCUAAAUGCUAUCACAUUCAAGCAUCUAACUUGGCCACUGGUUUUGUAAUCUACUUUAAUCAAGGAAAUGUUUAAAGAUAUGCUCAAGUUAGAAAGUAUAUUUCAUUGCAAGUUCUUAGAUAUAUUUGAUAAAACAGGUAAUAAAUGUUAAGUCUCUUUUCUAGAAAAAGAUAGAAGCAAGGGUAGGCUACAUAUUUUUUUCCUUCGUACAUGUAAUGGCUACUAUUAGUUUUGUGUUAGUUUUAGGUGGUAUGAACAUUGAUUAGAAGACCUUAUCAGUUAUUAUGGAGCUGUCUAAAUGGAUAUUGAUUCCUAUUUCAUCAAUCAGUCAUACCAAAGUCAUACCAAAAUAUUUGUGAUUGAUCAUUGUACAAAGCUUUGAAUGAUUUAGAGGUAAUCAGAAGAAUGGUUGUUAUUUCUUUUUUAUGAUCCAUAUUUAAAUGUUAUAUUUGCAACCAUUAGGAAAAAAUAUAUAUAUAUAUAUAAUGUUUAAAUUCUUCAAGAAUAGGCUUAUUUUAAAAUGGUCAGAUUUCUUAACAAUAUGUGUUUUUUGUUUGUAAAUAUAAUGCAAAGAAUAAAAGAAUUUUUAAUCUAC
This is a messenger RNA of Biomphalaria glabrata, 3554 nucleotides long. Its product is annotated as mitochondrial dicarboxylate carrier-like. Gene Ontology annotation, biological process: oxaloacetate transport; succinate transmembrane transport; thiosulfate transport. Gene Ontology annotation, molecular function: sulfate transmembrane transporter activity; succinate transmembrane transporter activity; antiporter activity. The transcript is spliced from 9 exons. Lineage: Eukaryota; Metazoa; Mollusca; Gastropoda; Planorbidae. The coding region runs from base 517 to 1392 and encodes 291 amino acids. The record is from RefSeq and is a predicted model, not a curated record.